Molecule: messenger RNA, 2530 nt
Organism: Rhagoletis zephyria (snowberry fruit fly)
Lineage: Eukaryota; Metazoa; Arthropoda; Insecta; Diptera; Tephritidae
Gene: l(3)72Dn
Product: UTP4 small subunit processome component l(3)72Dn
Biological process (GO): maturation of SSU-rRNA from tricistronic rRNA transcript (SSU-rRNA, 5.8S rRNA, LSU-rRNA)
Cellular component (GO): small-subunit processome; t-UTP complex; 90S preribosome
Molecular function (GO): protein binding; RNA binding
Source: RefSeq, a predicted model, not a curated record
UCGGCCGUUCCGCAACUUGAUUCGCACGUGUUGACAUUUGUUUAUUAUCAAUAGAACCGCACUUUUUUUACCAAUCACACAUUUAAAAUCCGUGAUAAAAUCGUUAAAAAUUAAAAUGAAUAGUAAAAAAGUUGAAGUUGGGAGUACUAGAACUCAUAAUGUCCGUUUUUACAAUCUCUCGCCGCGCUCCAUACAAAGCAUGGCUUAUAAUAAGCUCUUUCACAAACUAGCUAUUACGCGAAAUGAUGGCUCUAUCGAAAUAUGGGAUAUGCAAUAUUCCGCCUAUUUGGAAAAAGUUAUACCCAAGUCUCCUGGGAACUCCGUUGAGGGCAUGGCAUGGGCUGGUGAGCGUUUCUUUUCCGUCGGUCUUACUGGCGAAUUGGUUGAAUGGGACUUGCAUUUGCUCAAACCAAGGCGCAAGCAAUUUGUCACAGGCAAUGCCAUUUGGUGCAUUGAUAUAAACUCAACUGGCACAGAAUUGGUUGUCGGCACUGAAGAAGGAUAUAUCAAUAUAUUUGAAAUAGACAAUGAUCAGAUGCAGUAUAAGAACCUAUUUGAUAAGCAAGAGGGACGCGUAUUAUGCUGCAAAUUUGACCGUACAGGGGAAUUCCUCGUGACAGGCUCCUUAGGUGCUAUACGAAUAUGGGAUGUUAAGAGUGGUCAUGCGCUGCAUAAAAUGACUGUUGCACGGGCGGAAAGAAAGAAGGAGGUGAUAGUGUGGUCACUUCAAGUGCUAAGUGAUUUCACUAUCGUUUCGGGCGAUUCUCGUGGACAGGUAACAGUAUGGGAUGGCAAAAUGGCGACACAGCUAGAAUCACAUCAAGUGCUUAAAGCGGAUGUGCUAACGGUUGCUAUAAAUGAAGAAGAGAAUAUGUUAAUGUGCUCAGGAAUCGAGCCAAUUAUCAGAAUCUAUGCUAAAACAAAAAUCAAGCGUGAAGACACGGAAUACAAUUGUUGGGUUAAAUAUCUGCAACGUAGUGUGCACGACAACGAUGUGAAGGCAUUGAUAUGUGCUGGUGAUCGUAUAUAUUCCGGCGGUAUGGACGGAUAUUUAGGUAUAUCUUCAGCCAGCAAACGUGUCUCUACAAUAGCUAAAUAUGGUCCAUUCUUAAAAAACCCGUGUGUUGUUGUAUCACCCAACAACCGUCUAUUACUACUUCGUUAUACAAACUAUUUAGAGAUAUGGCGUCUGGGCUCUACAGAUGGGAGACCACAAUUUGAGGGAUCUGCCGAUGAUGAGCAGGAUAACAAACCAAAGCACAAAAAUAAAGCACCAGAGCGUAGACUAUUUGCCUUGAAUUCAGCGCCUGAAAAAUUGUUAGAAUUCAAAAGCACACAUGAGGAGCCGAUAGUUUGCGCGACAAUUUCACCCGACAGUCAGUGGUUGUGCUAUUCAACACAAAAGCAUAUACGACUAUUCCGUUUCGUGCCAGCCGUGGCCGGCAAAAAUGAUACCCAACUUGCGCGCAUUAAAGGGCUGCCCGAACAGUUUACCAUUGCCUCCCAUCUAACAUUUACUAGCGACUCUAGGCGCCUAUUCCUCGUGCAACCCAAUACCCAUCAAAUACAUGUAUUUUCUGUGGUCAACAAUGGUAGUACUGACUUAGAUUUUGUAGAAAGUAUUGAAACCAGCAAACACAUAAAGGACGUUAUUAAUCUAUUGGCUGUGUCAGAGUGCGGUACAUACGUAGUAGCGACAGGUACUGAUCAUACUAUUGGUGUGUGGCGCAUAUUCCAAGGGAAACACUACAAACACCAUCUCAAUAUGCCACGCUACUCGGCUAUUACCACUGCGUUGGCGAUACAUGCGAAAGAACCACGUCUUGUUGCAGCAUUUUCCGAUGGUAAAAUUAUUGAAUAUGACUUGGAAGAAAUGUGCUUCACCUGUUCGGAGCAGGAAUAUUUCGUGGAUAACGCAGAAACGCAUUGUGUCUCAAAUGUGUUAGUAGAUAAGCGCAAUCCCAACCACAUUAUACUACACAAUGAUGCGUAUUUAUAUGUGUUGGAAAAAACGACAAGUAAGGAAGGAGAGAACGGGCAAGAUGAGGAUGCCGGAGAAACACCGAAAAAGAAGGCUGGGAAAAAGUUCAAGCGUGUAAAUAGUGACAACAAAGUCAGUGGUCUGCGUUUAAAGUUCAAGAAAUCCUUCGAGCAUUUAAUAUCACUCUGGUGGCUUAGCACGGACGAGCUAGUUGCAGUUGGUGUGAACCCUAUCACGUUGAUAGAACAACUGCCGGACGUAUUCAAACAAAAGAAAUUCGGCACAUCUUAAUGUAUUAUAUAUAUAUAUAUAUAUAAAAGCAAAAAGUAUACAUUCAUAUUGUAGAAAAUGUGCUUUGUUUUAUAAAUUAUGUAUUACUAAGGUUUAUAGUUAAAUUAAAAUAAGUGUAUCAGUGAUGUCAUGUUUAUAAAUACUAGCUCAAAAAAUACCUUUUGAUAGCGAAGGCAUUUAAAUAAUGGAGAUUGUAAAAAGCUAAUGGUAGUGUUAUUAUUUAUAUACUUGAUGUCAAAAAUACAUAUAUGUAAACAA